AGUAGUGGUGGUGGGUCUGAUGAGUAGGAUAUGGAGAUAUGGAAAACAGUUCAGCGUCAGAGGAAGACAGGUGGAAAGGAGAGCAGUAGUAUGAAAAUGUCAUCUAGUAAACGCUCUCUUACUGAUGAUGAGGAAAGAAAUGAUAUGCGGAAAAAACACAUGACAGAGGAGUUUAAAGUAAUUAUGAAAUUCAAGACAGGACAAGAGAUAUCAUCGGUGAGUCCGAUCACGCUGACGAAUUGUUUGAGGAAAGCACUUGGAGAUAUUGAAGUAGCGAAAGUCUUAAGAGACGGCAGCCUGUUUUUGAAAUGCAAGAAUGCUGGACAAAGGGAUAAGGCGCUCAAGCUACAAAGGAUAUGUGAAAAAGAAGUUGCUGAGAGGCAUGACAGCAUGUCAGUGAUGCUAGAAUUUAAAGAUCAAUUUCUACCGGAUAAGGUCAUGAUAGGAUAUAUGAGUUUUAAUGUAAGAGCAUAUGUUCAGCCUUCUAUCAGGUGUUACAAGUGCCAAAGAUAUGGCCACGUCGCCACAGUGUGUAGGGGAAAACAGAGGUGUGGGAGAUGUGGAGGGGAGCAUCUGUAUGGGAAAUGUGGAAACAACAACUCAGUUAAAUGUUGUAACUGUGGAGGAAAUCAUACAGCGGCUUAUGGAGGGUGUACAGUGAGGAAACAGGCUGUUGAAAUUCAACAAGUCAGGGCAGAGCAGAGAGUGACAUAUGCAGAAGCAAUAAAGAUUGUGAGCAAAGAAAAAAGGGUGGAAGAGAUGGAGGAAGCAAAGCAGUCAAGUGUGUUAAACCAGCAGACGGGACUGUCAACAGAAAAACUAGUACUUUUUCUUGCAUAUGUCAUAAACUGCUCAGAUCAAGCAAAAACUAAAACAGAAAAAAUCAAAAUAAUUGUGAAGGCAGCAGCAAAAUUUCUGAAUAUGAAGGAGUUAUCCUGGGAAAAAAUACAAGCAGACCUUAGUCAGGGAGAAGGGACAUCAGCAAGCAGCAGCCCCUACAUAUCAUAGUGUACAUACUCCAAUGGAAUGCUAGGAGUCUCAUUGCAAAUGGACAAGAGUUUAAGAAAUAUAUUGGCGAGUUAAAGGAAAAACCAGAUCUUAUUUGUGUACAAGAGACAUGGCUCAAGCCAAAUUUGGAUUUUGUUAUAAGUGGAUACUCUAGCAUUCGAAAGGACGGAACAAAUGGAAAUGGUGGAGGGUGUGCAAUAUUUAUCAGUCAAGGUAUGAAAUAUAGACAAAUAAUAACAUCACAAGAAUUAGAGAUAGUAGUUAUAGAGGUCUGGACAAAAGACGGACGCAUAAAAUUAAUUAAUUUCUAUAAUCCAUGCAAAAAAUUAAAAAAAGAAGAAAUGGAAGGUAUUCUUGAUGAUUGGAGAGGGAAAAUAGUAUGGUGUGGAGACUUUAAUGCACAUAGCACAGUGUGGGGGGACCAGGAUGACUCAAAUGGGGAAGUAAUAGAGGAAAUACUAGAUGACAAAGGACUGGUAUGUUUAAAUACUGGUGCAGGCACAAGGGUGAAUUUGGCAAGGGGCACAGAGUCAUCAAUAGAUCUCACAUUGGUUUCACAAACUUUGGCAGGGAAAAGUAAUUCAAUUCAAUUUUAUUUAUAAAGCCCAAUAUCACAAAUCACAAUUUGCCUCACAGGGCUUUACAGCGUACGACAUCCCUCUGUCCUUAUGACCCUUGCAGCGGAUAAGGAAAAACUCCCCCAAAAAACCCCUUUAACGGGGAAAAAAAAAAGGUAGAAACCUCAGGAAGAGCAACUGAGGAGGGAUCCCUCUUCCAGGACGGACAGACGUGCAAUAGAUGUCAUACAGAACAGAUCAGCAUAACAAAUUAACAGUAAUCCACAUGACACAAUGAGACAGAGAGAGAGAGAGAGAGAGAGAGAGAUGCAGGUAAUGACAGUAGCUUACAACAACAUUAUUGAAAGUAAUAAUAUUAUAGUUAUAGUUCUGGCUACUGCGGUACAAUAUGUUGAAAGUAUGUAUUAAUAUCUGGCAGUAUACAUGUGUGACAAUAGUCAUAUGUGUAUAAUAACAGUAGAAGUAUGACUAAUGACUAAUGAUGGCAGCAGCAGCAGGAGGCAUCUGGCAGGACCACGGCAGCAACAC
Molecule: messenger RNA, 2114 nt
Organism: Epinephelus fuscoguttatus (brown-marbled grouper)
Lineage: Eukaryota; Metazoa; Chordata; Actinopteri; Perciformes; Serranidae
Exons: 2
Coding region: 31-1008 (325 amino acids)
Molecular function (GO): zinc ion binding; nucleic acid binding
Source: RefSeq, a predicted model, not a curated record